AUGUUAUUGCAAAUCUCGUUCUUUCUAUUUGGAUUUGCUCUCUCAGCCUUCCUAUGGAGUCAGCAAGGAGCUGCAGCAAACGCUGUUAUCAUAUUGAUGGCGGUUGGCUUGUUUUUUUACCUAUUCACUGUCUUCGCCUCUGUGACAUUACCGGAAUGUCCCUUUCAAACCCCUACUUCACUAUUCCUUCGUUUCAUCUGGAGGCGCCUCCAAGUCACAGUUGCGGGAUGGAAAGAGAGCAAGGAGGGGUAUUCAUCACCCGACCCUGGAAAGCUUAAGGAGACUCAGGCGCUGACCCUAGCACGAUCGAUGCGGUGGAUACUCAACACUUCCACAGAUCCAGAAGUGAUCACUUCGGCUGCUUGGUUGCUGCCAACUAUCAAAUGGACCCCCGAGGUGAACGUGACAGCUGUAUGCUCACGAUUGCUGCAAACUUUCACGGCGUGCUUCCAUGCUGAUGCCUUGCUCAGUCAUUCGGCACGCCAAAGAGCUCUUGCGUGCGGGAGAGCCUUGCACCAUCUCAUAUGCAAUGAAACUAUCGAGACCGUCAUUCCCUCGGAUUUCAUGCGCUUUGAUGAUUGGUCUGAUUGGCGUCAUCUCAGUCUUCCCUGGGGACUUGAGAGGUGUAAAGAAUAUUUUGUCCAGUACACCACAACUCUCGAAACAGAUUAUAAAGACAAUGCACGCCUUGCCUUGCAACUCGCUGUCGUGACCGGCUGCGAAGGAUUUCUGAAACCAACUGAUGUUGCAUUGAUCUGGGACGGUGUCUUCCACUGGAAGGACGACUCGCGUACCGCAGAAGACUUUGAUUGGCUCGUGGAUUUCCUGGUGCACUUCUGGAAAGUCACAACGAGAAACUUCCAUGCCAUGGGAGAUGCGCUGCUCGCAUUGAGUGCCAUGCGGGGUAUGGGAAGUGUCACCAGACGAGACAAUCACCUUGACGCCAUCAUCUUCGCCAUGGACCCAAAUAAACCAUCCCGGCUUCGUCAUACGGCCCUUCGAGCUAUAUUCGAUGCCCGUUUUAAACUAGUGGAGAUAGUUGAUCAGGAGAAGGGGGAAUUUAGGGAGAAGUUGUUAAAGGAACUCGCCCCAGCUAUGUUCACUGCAGCCAAACCCAUCGCGUCACAGCGAUAUGACGAUGAUCCGGACGCUCUCUUUAAUCCCAGACGUGAUGACUGCUAUCUACGGCUAAUUUUCACUCUGGCCAAGCAAAGUGAUUGGAGUGCCCAUCUAAAGAGAGCCGGUCACAUGGAGCGAUGCACAUCUUUGCUAGAACACGUCAUCAAGAACAGUUCAUCGAUGUCAUCUGUCACAACUCAUCCUUACUAUCUAGCGGGCACAUUGAUACGGAUGAAUGCCUCGGGGGGUUAUCGAAGCUCGUUGGGGCGGGCUACCCCAGCCUCUGCUCUGGUUGUGCCUACGAACAUAGUAUCCCGCACCACUAGAAACCUUGCAGCCCUACUGUCCGCAGACCCAGGGGCUCCUACUCCACCGGGCUUUCUGGAUAACAUAUCUGAGAAAGAAUGGUGGGAGCUCCUCAAAGGAGCGUGGUGGGCUAUGCAUUUGAAUGACCUCCACCUUAAGCAAGAAGCAGUUGAGGUCCUUCCUGACAUUGUCACGUACACUCUCAAUCUCCUGGAAACACAGCCUGCUCAAUAUGACGCGGCGAGUCUUGUUCGAUCGGUGGAUCGGAUAUACGAGGCGCUCGAUGAUGGUGAAGCGAAGUUGUGUGUGAAACGCCUACAGGAUGCGCUGGGAAAUAUGGUAGCAGGCAUGCCUACAAGACUCCGUCCGCUGGGAUCUAUCGUGAUUAAACGCAGGCAAAGUAUCGGUUAG
Molecule: messenger RNA, 1836 nt
Organism: Suillus bovinus
Lineage: Eukaryota; Fungi; Basidiomycota; Agaricomycetes; Boletales; Suillaceae
Exons: 1
Coding region: 1-1836 (611 amino acids)
Source: RefSeq, a predicted model, not a curated record